AAGAGAAAGAAAGAGAGAGAGAGAGAGGAGGGCCUCUCGCCCUCUUAUUAAAACCUUGCCUUCUCCAAAUCUUAAGAUUUCUCAAUCUCUCAGCUUCCUUUUUUUUUUUUCCUCUUUCUCCGUUUUUUUUUCUUAUAUAUUACGGAAUCCAGAAUCGUGGGUCGAUCGGUUAUUACAUAAUCCGAUCACGACCCAUCUGCUCUUUUUCCAUCCUAUUUGCUUCCCCCUUUGAGAAAUGGAAAUGGAAUCAUGUAAGCUCUUCAUCGGUGGGAUAUCCUGGGAAACCAGCGAAGAUCGUCUUCGUGAGUAUUUUCAGAGUUUUGGUGAGGUUUUAGAGGCUGUGAUUAUGAAGGAUCGAGCCACUGGUCGUGCUCGUGGCUUUGGUUUCAUUGUCUUUGUUGAUCCUAAUAUUGCUGAGAGAGUCGUUUUGCUUAAACAUAUUAUUGAUGGCAAGAUUGUUGAGGCUAAGAAGGCAGUUCCAAGAGAUGAUCACGCAGUAAUGAACAAAAGUAACAACAGCCUCCAGGGAUCACCUGGCCCAUCUAGCUCCAAGAAGAUCUUUGUGGGGGGUUUGGCAUCCUCGGUUACAGAGGCUGAGUUCAAAAAGUAUUUUGCUCAGUUUGGUAUGAUCACCGAUGUUGUCGUGAUGUAUGACCACAGAACGCAGCGGCCUAGAGGCUUUGGGUUCAUCUCUUAUGACUCUGAGGAAGCUGUCGACAAAGUGCUGCAGAAGACAUUCCACGAACUCAAUGGUAAGAUGGUGGAGGUCAAACUCGCUGUUCCUAAGGAAAUGGCUCUCAACACAAUGUGGAACCAAAUGAAUGUAAAUAGCUUUGGCAAUAGUAGAAUCAGCUCGUUACUGAAUGAUUACACCCAGGGAUUCAGCCCGAGUCCAAUCUCUGGUUAUGGAGUAAAACCUCACGUUAGGUACAGUCCAGCAGUAGGUAAUAGGGGAGGAUUCUCACCGUUUGGACAUGGGUAUGGAAUCGAGCUGAAUUUUGAGCCAAACCAGACUCAGAACUAUGGAUCUGGUUCAGGCUUUGGUCGACCCUUUAGCCCUGGAUAUGCUGCGAGUCUCAAUAGGUACGGUAGCCAGAUGGAGUCUGGAGGAGCUAGUGUCGGGAAUGGUUAUGUGCUUAAUGCAGCAACAAAAAACCAUUUAUGGGGAAAUGGUGGUCUAGGUUACAUGUCUAACUCUCCGAUAUCAAGAAGCAGCUUUAAUGGAAACCCUGGAAUGCCUUCAUUAGGCAGCAUCGGAGACAACUGGGGAGCAGCUGCACGUGCACGCAGUAGCUACCACGGUGAGAGAGGAGGCUUAGGAUUAGAGGCAAUGAGAGGAGUUCAUGUUGGUGGUUACAGCAGUGGCUCAAGCAGGUUGGAGGCAGACUCUCUGUACAGUGACUCAAUGUGGCUUUCGCUGCCCGCAAAGGCAGAGGAAGGAUUGGGAAUGGGAGCAUUGGACUUCAUGUCUAGAGGACCAGCUGGAUACAUCGACAGGCAACCAAACGGAGGAAUUGCAGCUUAGAGAGGUGAGAAUUCUAUACCAUUGGAGAUCAGGUGAUUGCAGAAGAGACUUUUUAGAAGAGGAAAAAAAUUAUUAAAAAAAAAAAAUUAUUAUUGGUUCCAAAAAGCUUAAAGCUUUUCUUUACUGUUUUACUAUUUUGAUUGUUGUUAUAGCUUU
Molecule: messenger RNA, 1681 nt
Organism: Capsella rubella
Lineage: Eukaryota; Viridiplantae; Streptophyta; Magnoliopsida; Brassicales; Brassicaceae
Product: RNA-binding protein Musashi homolog Rbp6
Exons: 5
Coding region: 236-1525 (429 amino acids)
Molecular function (GO): RNA binding
Source: RefSeq, a predicted model, not a curated record